This is a messenger RNA of Lingula anatina, 1726 nucleotides long. Its product is annotated as speedy protein 1-A. Lineage: Eukaryota; Metazoa; Brachiopoda; Lingulata; Lingulida; Lingulidae. The record is from RefSeq and is a predicted model, not a curated record. Gene Ontology annotation, molecular function: protein kinase binding. Gene Ontology annotation, biological process: positive regulation of cyclin-dependent protein serine/threonine kinase activity.
GUUCCUGCAAAGUGCAAUAUUUGUCUAAAAUAUCAUUUUUUAAAUGAUGAAUUAAUAUUUAGACAUCGAUGGUGAUUUAUCAUAGUAUAUUUCACAGUUCUGUAGAUAAAAUGUUACAAUUAUUUUUUUAAGAUGGUGAAGAAAGUGAAGAGAAGCUAUCCAGUUUGGCAGCAGACGACCUUUUUCUGCACGAGCAGAAGUUUGACACUCAAAACGUGUUUGUCGUCAUGUGUCAUUUGGAUUUUCGCUGUCUGCGAUUGCAGACAUAAAAUUUGCUGGCUAUGUAUCGAGUUUCUUGUGCUGGUUAGAGCUUUUCCGCUGUCACUUUGCAAUUAAGUUCGAAGAAUAGAUGAUGGGAUUAAUGGAUUUUAAGAGCAACGGGAAAGCUGGACAGCGUGAAGUUGAACUUGAAGGGGAAACUCGGAUAGAGCUGCAUGAAUAUAUUUCUAAUGACAACCUGAUAUCAUCAAAAAGUUCGUCGCAAACUCAAAACAAGAGGGCGAGGCCAAAAUCUCCCAAGGACCAUGAUUUGGUUUCAGAAAAGGAAAAUGUGUUAAGUCCAGCAAAGAAACCAAAGAGGCCAAUUUUAAUUGUAAAAAGCAAGGAAAUACAAUCAUUUUUCCAGUUAUUGGAAGAUGAAGUGAUAACCGAAUUUCUUGCCCGAGACAGAUGUUUGAGGAUAUCAGACAAGUAUUUAUUGGCAAUGGUUUUUGCCUUCUUCAAACGAGCUGGAUUGGCUACAAAAGAAUACAGCAGAAUGAAUUUCUUCAUUGCAUUAUACCUAGCAAAUGAUAUGGAAGAAGAUGAUGAAGAUUGGAAAUAUGAAAUUUUUCCAUGGGCUCUUGGGAAGACAUGGAAGAAUAAGUACCCAAAUUUUCUCAAAAAUAGGGACAAACUUUGGAAGAAAAUGGAAUAUAGAGCAGUUGUUAGCAAGCAAACAUGCGAGGAAAUAAUGUCCAAGUAUGAACCAGACCAUUACAUUUGGACACGGGAUCGUCCCGAAUACCAUGCUGGUGCAAUAAGAACCCAUAAUAGAGACGAAGAUGAAGCCUAUCCACGAGGCCCUGAUGGUUCUCCACAUUUCUGUCUUCGCUGUGAUAGUUGUGAAUAUGCUUCAGAAUUCCUGGAGGAGGAUUCUUGGUAUCUGUCAUCAUGUACUGAAUCUUCACCAGAAUCUGUAGGAAGACCUUUUCAUUUGGUUCCAGGCACUGGUUUUGAUUUGGAGGAUUUGAAACUAACUCUUCAAGACGAUGAAUCAUCUUUCUGGGCUUGUUUUAGAUUGGAGGAAGAAUAAAAGGCUGAUAAGAAAGAAGUUAUCUUAAUCUGAAAUGUCAGUGUGAUUUAGCAAUUUCAAUAAGACAUUUUUUUUAGAUUUCUGACAUAGGAUGCUUCAUUGGCAUUGAGAAUGUCAGCGUCCUUGCACUUAAUUUCUCUAUUACAUUUUAAUUUUUCAAGUCACAAGAUUAAUAAGAUUUGAUUAUUUUACUUGUAUCACAUAAUGAAAAGUUGUUUUAAGGAUUCUCUCAAAAUGGAGAUAUUACUUUUACUGUGUAAUGUUGAAAAAGGGAGCUUUAAUACAUUGCAAUUUGCUUUGAAAAGCUCUACUAUCUUGAAAAGCUUUCAUCUAUACAGUCCGCAGGAUACACACAACAAGUGAUAUAUUGAUCGUUUUGAUAUUAAAGAAAAGAAAGUGCAAAUAUUGUUAAAAACAAUAUUUUCAUCACAA